Molecule: messenger RNA, 1191 nt
Organism: Aspergillus luchuensis
Lineage: Eukaryota; Fungi; Ascomycota; Eurotiomycetes; Eurotiales; Aspergillaceae
Exons: 1
Coding region: 1-1191 (396 amino acids)
Source: RefSeq, a predicted model, not a curated record
AUGAUGAACCCUUACAUCAGUUGGGCUCUCCUGCUCGUCGUGGCAGGUGGCCUGGGCUGGUACUACAAUGGCCCGAACCCCAAGCACAAGACCCCUAUAAAGCCCGUCGUGGAAAAGACGGAGCCUGCGCCGGCCGCAAAGAAGCCUAAGCGCAAGACCAAGAAGUCCCCGGAACCUACACCUGCCCCUAGCAAGCCCGUUGAGGAGAAGCCCGCCGUCCAGCCUGCUGUUACGAAGUCUGAGGAGGCGGAUGAGGAGAUCGACAAGAAGGAAAUGGCCAAGCGUUUUGCCGCCGUGAAGAAUGGAACUCCCGUGCAGUCUAGUGGCAGCGCCAGCGCUGGUGGUAGCAAGUCCCAGAAGAAGAAGAAGACCAAGGCCGCUCAGGUUGAGAACGGCGAGCGCUCUACCUCUCGUGUCUCUACUCGCACCUCGUCCACUACCGGAGCCGACGCCGACGAUGAUCUCUCCCCCGCUGGCUCUCCCAUGGUGAACGCCACUACUGGUUCCGCUGGAUACGUUUCGGAUAUGCUUGAAGAGCCCGCUCCGGGCGCGUCGGUUCUCCGUGUCACCGGUGCUGUGUCCUCGGAUGCCACCAAGAAGCAGAAGCCCCAGUCCUUCAAGCAGGUUGAGACCAAGAAGCAGCGUCAGCAGCGUUUGAAGAACGAGGCCCGCAAGCAGCAGGUCCAGGAGGCUGAGGAGCAGAGACGUAAAUUGCUCGAGAAGCAGCUCCACAUGGCUCGCGAAGCUGAACGCCGUGAGGCUGGCAUCAAGCCGGCUCCUCCCCCGACCAACGCUUGGCAGACCAAGGCUGCUCCCGCAGUCACCAACGGCACCCCCAAGGUGGCCCCCUCCCCGAAGGUGGAAUUGUUGGAUACCUUUGAGUCCGAAACUCCCGCCGCUCAGGCUGCCCCCAAGAAGGAAUGGGACUCCGGUCUUCCUUCCGAGGAGGAGCAGAUGCGCAUUCUCGGUGUCCAGGACCAGUGGACCACCGUUUCCAGCAAGAAGACCAAGAAGAAGGGAGGUAAGACUGACGAGAGCGAGGCUAGCGCUCCUGAAAGCCAGCCCGCUCCUGUUGCUGCUGCUCCCGCCCCUGUUGAGCAGCCCAAGGUCAAGGUGACGCCCACCUAUCUUCCCGAUGUCCUUCGCUCGAAUGUCAAGGGCCACCCUCUGGACUCCGACUGGGCUGCUUAA